This is a messenger RNA of Serinus canaria (Common canary), 3236 nucleotides long. RefSeq names its product Rho guanine nucleotide exchange factor 10 like (gene ARHGEF10L). The record is from RefSeq and is a predicted model, not a curated record. The transcript has 17 exons. Gene Ontology annotation, molecular function: guanyl-nucleotide exchange factor activity; protein binding. The coding region runs from base 134 to 2776 and encodes 880 amino acids. Gene Ontology annotation, biological process: SREBP signaling pathway; actin cytoskeleton organization; positive regulation of stress fiber assembly. NCBI's taxonomy places the organism in Eukaryota, Metazoa, Chordata, Aves, Passeriformes, Fringillidae. Gene Ontology annotation, cellular component: cytosol.
GGAGGAUCCCGGGAUCCCGCGGGCAGCGGAUCCCGCCGGGAUCGGCCCUUCCCGGCCCGCGGCCCAUGCGGACACCGAGCGGCGGCCGCGGCCUGCCCAGGAACGCCCCUGGAGCAGCUGAGCCCCCCCCGCCAUGGCCUCGCCCCCCCCGCCCGCAGUAGGAUCCCCCCCGGAUCCCCCCGGCCCCGCGGGGAUGGAGGAGCUGGGCCAGGCCUUUGAACUGGAGGACAGCGAGGAGGAGGAGGAGGGGGAGGACGAGGACUCGGAUUCGGGAGCUGAUCCCUGCCCUGAUCCCGGAGUUGAUCCCGGAGCCGAUCCCGGUGCUGACGUCGCUCUCCAGGCGCCCCCGCGCCGGCGGCGCCCACCCAGCUCCGAAGGGCUGGAGAUGGAGACCCAGGAAGGGAUCCCAGCACAGGUGAGCAACGGUGAGGCCGGAGGAGAUUCCCAGAUCCGGAGCCGCACCUGGAAGAGGGAGAGCAUCUGCCGAGGGGAGCGUUUCUCCUUCCCGGAGGUGGAGGACGAGGUCAUCUACGACGACGUUCCCUGCGAGGGCCUGGAUGUGGAGCAGGAUGGCGCGGGGCUGAUCUACGCCGAGGUGCAGCGCGGGGAGGGGACGCGCCUGGGGCAGGACCUGGGCUGGAGCUCCAGCGAGUUCGAGAGCUACAGCGAGGGCGAGUCCGGAGAGGAAUCCCGGCCGGAAUCCCGGCGGGACGCGGAGCCGGCCAAGCUCCGCGCGGCGUUCCAGCCCAAGGUGUCGCAGCUGAUGCGGGCGGCGCGCAGCGGCACCAAGGACGGGCUGGAGCGCACGCGCAUGGCCGUGCUGCGCAGGGUCACCUUCCUGCAGCGCCGCGAGGGGCCAGGGGACUCGGAGGAGGAGGACACCGGCUUCCUGGAGGUCACCGUGUCCGACAUGAGGCACCCCCCGCCCGAGCUGGGCCCCGCGCCCGAGGGGCUGAGCCCGCAGCAGGUGCUCCGGCGGCACAUCCUGGGCUCCAUCGUGCAGAGCGAGCGCAGCUACGUGGACUCCCUGAAGCGCAUCCUGCAGGAUUACCGGAACCCGCUGCUGGAGAUGGAGCCCAAGGUGCUGAGCGCCCGCAAGUGCCAGCUGGUGUUCUUCCGGCUGAAGGAGAUCCUGCAGUGCCACUCCAUGUUCCAGAUCGCCCUGGCCUCGCGCGUGGCCGAGUGGGAUUCCAACGAGAAGAUCGGGGACCUCUUCGUGGCCUCGGUGCGGGGGAAACGGGAACGGCCCCAAAUCCCCCCGGGAUCACAGCAAACACCGGGAACGGCCCCAAAUCCCCCCGGGAUCACAGCAAACACUGGGAACGGCCCCAAAUCCCCCUGGGAUCACAGCAAACACCAGGAAUGGCCUCCCAAAUCCCCCUGGAAUCAGAGAUUGGGAAUUAGCCCCCAACAUCUCUGGGAUCUCAUAAAAAGCCAGGAAUGGUCCCACAAUUCCCCUGGGAUCCCAGCAAAAAACAAAAUGGCCACAAAUUCCUCUGGGAUCCCAGCAAAAACCAGGAACGGCCCCAAAUCCCACUGGGGUCCUAUCCUAAUUGCCCCCAAAAUUCCCCUGGGAUCAGAGACUGGGAAUCAUCCCAAGUCCUCCCCAAAGAUUGGGAAUUUCACCCAAAACCCCCCUGUGAUCAGAGACUGGGAAUCAUCCCCCACACCCCGCGCUUUGCCCACCCUCCUGCUGGUGUUCGGCGCGGUGGCGGCGGGGACGCCGGUGCUGCAGCGCUGCCGCGUGCCGGGCGCGGUGCCCGUGCUGUGCCUGCGGAACAGCCCGGCAUUCCUGCUGGCCGGGCUGCAGGACGGGCGCGUGGCCGCCUUCCCCCGCACCCACGAGGGUUUAUGGGACGCGGGCUCGGUGCGGGUGCUCCAGGUGGGGUCGGGCCCCGUGCGGGCGCUGCUGGUGCUGGAGGAGUCGCUCUGGGCCAGCUCCCAGAACCUCGUCAGCGUCCUGGGGACACCCGAGCUGCAGAGCCAGCACUGUUUCGAGGCGCACCCCGAGCCCGCGGCGGCGGUGACGCUGAUGGUGCGGGCGGGCAGCGGGGUCUGGAUGGCCUUCGCCGAGGGCUCCUCCAUCCGCCUCUUCCACACCGAGACCCAGGAGCACCUGCAGGAGAUCAACGUGGCCACCAGGACCACCCUGCUGCUGCCCGGGCAGAAGCUCGUGCGCGUCACCAGCCUCCUGCUGUGCCAGGGCUCGCUCUGGGUGGGGACGGAUCUGGGAAUCAUCGUCCUGCUGCCCGUGCCGCGCCUGGAGGGCAUCCCGAAAAUCACCGGGAAGGGGAUGGUGUCCCUGAACGGCCACGCCGGCCCCGUGCAGUUCCUGGCGCUGGCUCUGAGCACUCUGGCGCCCGACGCCCUCCGGGCCGAGCAGGACGAGCCCGACGAGGCCGAGGAGGAGAAAUCCCCGGAUCCGGAGGGGCUCCAGCCGCGGGAAAUGCGGAAAAAAGGGAUUUUGUUACAAUACCGGCUGCGCUCCACGGCCCACCUGCCCGGCCAGCUGCUCUCCGUGCGGGAAGCGGCGCCGGGAACGCCGGGAACGCCGGGACACGCCGAGGAGGACGGGUCCAUCUACGAGCUGGCCGACGAUCCCGACGUGUGGGUGCGGAGCCGGCCCUGCUCCCGGGAUUCUUCCCGCAAGGAAAUCUCCUCCGUGGCCAUCGUCUCCGGAGGCCGCGGGUACCGGGAUUUCCGGGCGGAAUCCGCGCGCCGCUCCGGAGCCGCCGACAGCUCCCUGCUCAUCUGGCAGCUCCCGCUGGCGCUCUGAGCCCGCCUGGAAUUCCCGAAUUUCCUACCUCAGGAGUCCCCCGAAUUCCCGGGCGCGGCGCCGCCCUGGGCGCUUGAGCCGCUGCGAGGAAAAAAACUGGGAAAAAUGCGGGAUUCUCCAGCAGAUCUGGAGUUGGGAGCGACGGGGUUUUCCCGGUUUCCCUGCGUGUGUGUGUGAGUGUGUGUGUGUGGGAAUUCCCUAGAGAUAGAAAUCCCUGGAUUAUAAAUAGGAUGUAAAUUAUUACCUGUAAAAAGAAGGAAUCUGUAUAUAUUGGGAAUGCCGGGGAGAGCAGGAGCAGCUCCCGGAAAAGCGGCUCCGGCUGCAAUAUCCACUCCUGUUCCCGACUGGGAAUUUGAGGAUCUUCCGUACUGAAAUCCCCUGGAUUUGGGAGCCGAGCCUGCUCGGCUUCCCGAGGAAAGGAAAACAGGGGGAGCGUGGAAAUAAAUCUCAUAGGAAUGGC